AUGGCUGCCUUGUUCUAUGCCCGUUAUGUGCCCGGGGAGCUUAAGCCUGUCGGCCAAUUGGAAAAUUUAAACGAAGUUUCCGACACAGAAUACCAAACCCAUGUUAUUACUCCAUCUCCAGCAGAAUUCCCCGCUACGAUUUCCGCUACCCAGCUGAAAACGAAGAAACGCCGUGAAGAGACAGGCAUACAAGACCUGAAACCGUUAGAUAAAAGAACCUACGAACGUACUGUUCCCGCUGGAAUUGUGAUUGCACCCGUAUCCGAACCGACCACCCAGGCUGAAAAGAAACCAUCUACACCUCAUCAAGGACAUGAGAAAAAUCUACCUGCUGUAAAUAUACAGGCCACACAAUGUGACACCUUAAAACGGGAUCAAAUGAAAAGAAAACGGGAGACCGAGUAUGGCUCGGCUCUGUCCAUAGUUGAUCCACCUUCAAAACAUGCCAGAAUACUCUCCAAAUUUGACAAAUACACAACGAAGAUUCCAAAUCCUGCUGUCGCACAAGAGUCUAGUGAGGAAGUUACGAAAAAGAAGGAGCAAAUCAACCAUGGUCUUGAACCUUUUCCACAGCCUAUUUCUUCACCUGAAUCCAGUCAAAUACCCACAUACGCCACUCUACCCGAGUGGCUCCUGCACCCCAUCAUUGCUCCAUCGGAGACGCGCCAGACUUUUAAAAGCCUUGGCCUUGGUACAAGACAAACGUCGAUACUCGAAAGUAAAGGCUACUCCCAUGCGAUGCCUAUUCAGUCCGCCGUAAUUCCCUUGGCUUUGGACUCCCAGUGUCGAAAUUGGGGUGACAUCUGCGUUUCCGCUGCUACAGGUUCGGGGAAAACUUUAGCCUAUGUACUUCCGCUAAUAUCCUCUAUCAAGUCUUCGUCUAUGAAUUGCCUACGAGCCCUGAUAGUUGUUCCUACCCGCGAACUUGUUAGGCAAGCCCGCGAGAUGUGCGAGCUCUGUGCCGCUGGCACUGGUUUGCGCAUCGGGACUGCUGUAGGCUCUACGGCUUUGAACGAUGAGCAGGACAUCCUAAGGGAAUCUGAUCAGGUAUACCGUACCUGGAGCUCGGCAAUAACUACCAACUCAAAUAUGUCAACCAAGGAUUGGACAAAGUUCAAUCUUCAAGAGUAUAUAACCGACACCGAAGAAUCUUUAAAAGUUCUUCCAAAACACAACUUAAACCUGUUUCUCGAUAUUGAUAUUUUAAUCUGCACCCCUGGACGCUUGGUAGAUCAUCUUCGAUCAACAGGUGGUUUUAAUUUGGACAACUUAGAGUGGCUUGUGAUUGAUGAAGCUGAUCGGCUAUUAAAUGAGAGCUUUCAGGAAUGGACACAGGUCGUUAUACCAGCAAUUUCCCGAAAUAAUAUCAUCGAAACGACGCAUUCGGCCCUAAGACGUCUCGGGCAUUCAACAGAGCAAAAGCCUCUUCGAAAAAUAAUUCUUAGCGCCACGAUGACAAUGGAUACUACUAAAUUAAACUCUCUGCAGUUACAUAACCCUAGACUGGUUAAAGUUGACUUAGAUAGCAACCAUCCACAAAGAAUACCCCAGUUAACACAAUCAGCUUUUUCCAACAAGAGCGAGGUAUACGCAGUCCCUCCAACUCUCAGCGAGGCACUGAUACCAGUUGGUGAUGGGUUAUCCAAGCCGAUUUACCUUCUACAGCUUAUAUACUCUCAUAUUUUUAAUGAGACAUCGGCGUCAAGCACAUGUGCUUCAAUGACCCAGCUACUCGAUGUCUUCUCUACACAUUCCCUAUCUAACUCCAUACUAAUAUUUGUCAAAUCAUCGGAGACGGCUCUACGGCUAACCCGACUGCUAAAAAUUUUGUGCCCUGCACUAGCCACCUGUCUUGGGGUGCUCGUCAAAUCAAAUAAGUCUGCCACUGCUCGUAAGACACUUGCCGCGUAUAAAAAUGGAACUGUGCGCAUUAUGCUUGCUACUGAUCGUGCCUCACGAGGACUUGAUCUCCCUUCGCUAGAACAUGUCAUCAACUACGACGUACCUGCUAGUUUAACUAGCUACAUUCAUCGCGCUGGGCGGACAGCUCGCGCAGGGCAAUACGGGUCAGUAUGGACACUUGUUAGCCAUAGCGAAGGGCGAUGGUUUUCCAGUGAGAUUGUCAAUGGUGCUAUAGAGAGAGGGACCCGUGUGGUGAGGAAAGUAAAGAUUGACCGCACUCGUGUUGGUGAUGUGAGCCACCGUUAUGAAGCUGCGCUGAAAGAACUUGGGGAGGAGGUCAUCUCUGAGCAUAAACCCAUGAACCGAGUGCAUCCAGCCAAGCCAUUGAGUUAG
Ophidiomyces ophidiicola is the source of this 2295-nucleotide messenger RNA. RefSeq names its product ATP-dependent RNA helicase dbp6 (gene DBP6). Gene Ontology annotation, molecular function: ATP binding; nucleic acid binding. The transcript has a single exon. Bases 1 to 2295 code for a protein of 764 amino acids. The record is from RefSeq and is a predicted model, not a curated record. Gene Ontology annotation, cellular component: nucleus. NCBI's taxonomy places the organism in Eukaryota, Fungi, Ascomycota, Eurotiomycetes, Onygenales, Onygenaceae.